CUCUCCAUCACCAGUUGAUUCCGCUUCCACCGGCCUGCCCCUCCGCUGCUGGCUACGCUGAUCAAUUCGGGCAACCAAGAUGAACUCGACCACCCUUCUCUCGCCGCCUCCCACCUCCUAUUGGGGCCAGUUCGAGGAGAUCUCGAAGUACAACACUCAUCUGAACGUCGCUGAACGACUAUGGGCGGCGUGGUACGCCUAUAUGCAGAAUGAUGUCCUUGCGACAGGCAUCAUGUCCUUCGUCAUGCACGAGGUCGUCUACUUCGGCCGAUCGCUACCUUGGAUCAUCAUCGACAGAAUAAAAUAUUUCAACCGCUGGAAGAUUCAGCACAACAAAAUCCCAACAAUCCAGGAACAAUGGAACUGUGCGAAAUUAGUCCUCCUCAGUCAUUUUACUGUCGAGUUGCCUCAGAUUUGGCUCUUCCACCCGAUGGCUCAAUAUUUCGGUCUUGCAACCGGUGUUCCGUUUCCCUCGAUCUGGAAGAUGAUGUAUCAGAUUGCUAUAUUCUUUGUGCUCGAAGAUACAUGGCAUUAUUUCUCUCACCGUGCCUUCCACUGGGGUCCACUCUACAAAUCCGUGCACAAGAUCCAUCACCAGUACUCUGCCCCAUUCGGACUUGCCGCUGAAUACGCUUCUCCUAUCGAAGUCAUGGCUCUCGGAUUUGGCACUGUCGGAUGCCCGAUCUUGUGGUGUGCAUUCACCGGCGACCUCCACAUCCUAACUAUGUACAUCUGGAUCGUCCUUCGAUUGUUCCAAGCCAUUGACGCGCACAGCGGUUACGAGUUCCCAUGGAGCUUGCAUCACUUCCUCCCUUUCUGGGCGGGCGCUGACCAUCAUGACCUUCAUCACGAAAAGUUCGUCGGAAACUACUCCAGCAGCUUCAGAUGGUGGGACUACCUCCUUGAUACCGAAUAUAGCCCCGAAGCUGUCCAGCGCCGGAGAGAGAAGUCAAAGGUCGCGAAAAAGACCGAGUGAAAAACUGAGAAUAAACCCCGAAUGAACCACGCUUUCGCUUCAAUUUCGGCAAUGGAGAGUGUUUCUAAUCGAUGCAGAUUCUACCAUUACCACGUUUCGACUAACAAACCUUUUAAUGUUUGGGUGCUAGGCGGAGUUUGCCGUUUACUAUCGUUUUUCCUUGAUUCUUUUUCCGUCGUGCUCCCUUUUCGCGAUAACGGCUCUUUUAUACGUUCAUAAUGAUUCCACCUUGUCUUGUACUUUUCUAAAACCUUUGCUCGGGGCGGCUAGUCAUGGUUUUCCAGGGGAUGUUGUUUUCCAGAACCUUACGUUGUAGCAAGCUACCUUGUUUCUUAGCUUUGCCCUGUUACCUAUGAUGUAGAUAGAUAUUCCGUAUACUUAAUAAUAACUACAUGAUG
This is a messenger RNA of Coccidioides posadasii C735 delta SOWgp, 1374 nucleotides long. RefSeq names its product C-4 sterol methyl oxidase (gene ERG25). Gene Ontology annotation, cellular component: endoplasmic reticulum membrane. Lineage: Eukaryota; Fungi; Ascomycota; Eurotiomycetes; Onygenales; Onygenaceae. Gene Ontology annotation, molecular function: iron ion binding; C-4 methylsterol oxidase activity. Gene Ontology annotation, biological process: ergosterol biosynthetic process. The record is from RefSeq and is a predicted model, not a curated record.